Messenger RNA from Erythranthe guttata (spotted monkey flower), 829 nucleotides. RefSeq names its product plastid-specific 50S ribosomal protein 5 (gene PSRP5). Lineage: Eukaryota; Viridiplantae; Streptophyta; Magnoliopsida; Lamiales; Phrymaceae. Gene Ontology annotation, biological process: plastid translation. The record is from RefSeq and is a predicted model, not a curated record. Gene Ontology annotation, cellular component: chloroplast thylakoid membrane.
UUCUUCUUCUUCCCAAUUCCCUUUUUAAUGUUUUCGAUUAUUCGGAAAUAAUAGUAAGAAAAAAAGAAAAAAAAAAAAGCUUAUCCAUAUUAUCUUGAAGAAAAAAGAACACUGUAGAAAUGGCGCUCCUCUUCACUUCUCCUCUCUCUUCUCUCUCUUCACCUUCAUCAACCACUUCUGGGCUCGUUACUCACCCUUUCCUCAGGUUGUGCAACAAAUCCGUUACUUUCCAUCCGAAAUCGGACUUUGGAGCAAGAAUCGGAGCACCAUUUGUCCUAAAAAACAGAGGUGCAUUGAUUGUUAAGGCAUCUUUAGAUGUUGACGGCGCAGGUUCCACACCUUCAGAGCCUCCUACCGUACCCUCAGACAACAAAGAGGUAAGUGUAUCAGUCGAGAACCUUCCGUUGGAAUCAAAGGCUCAGCUAAUGCUUGAGCAGAAAACGAGGAUGAAAUUGGCCAAGAAACUUAGGCUCAGGAGAAAGAGGCUCGUGAGGAAACGUCACUUGAGGAAGAAGGGGCGAUGGCCCCCUUCCAAAAUGAAGAAGAACAAGAAUGUUUGAACAACGUACCUACCUUCUAGAAUAUCUCGCAGGUUACUCUGCUGACUCGUUUUUUUUCUUCUUUUCUUUUUUCCUUACGGUGUAUUGCAAGUUCCCUAUCUUUUGACAUCAUAAUUUGUUUUCGUUGUUAUGUAAAUGCGACCUUGCUAUAUAUUUCUUCGGUGUUAUUUCAAAUUGCUAUUUUGAUGAACAAAGCAAAUAGGGAUCUCUUCAUUUUGUAUGAGGCAGUAUUGGUGAUCUUGUUAUCAUUGAAAUCAGCUCGGGCUUUA